GGUUCAUGGUGGUACGACUGGCAGACAAGAGCGCUUCUGUCAUCGACUUCCGAGAAACUGCGCCGUCAGCGGCCACCACAGACAUGUUCCACAACAAGCUCAGUCAAGUCAACGUGGAUGGUCUAGCUGUGGCAGUUCCUGGCAUGUUACGGGGGUUAGAACUCGCACAUAAGAAAUACGGAAAACUACCGUGGACCGUGUUGCUCAGCCCUGUGAUAGACCUGGCCAGAGAGGGGUUUGCAGUAACAGAUGAGUUGGCCGAUGCCCUAUCAUCCAUUGGUAUAGACAGCAUGUCUGGUGACUUUAAGAAAGUCUUUGCGCCCAACGAUAGACUGUUCACGGCGGGACAGAAGAUGACACGGCCGGACCUCGCGGACACUCUCCAACAGAUCGCAGAGAACGGGGCCGAUGCCUUCUACACUGGACCAAUAGCAGAGAGCGUUGUAACAGCUGCACAUAACACAGGAGGCGUCAUCACUGCUCAGGACCUUGCUGACUACCAGGCUUUACACAAACCAACACUCAACACCACCUACAAAUCGUCCUACAUUCUGACUACCCCGGCACCAUCUGGUGGUCCCAGUCUGCUGUCCAUACUGAACAUCAUGGAAGGAUAUAACCUCACAGAGAAAGACUCAACUAAGGCUGUCACUUACCAACGACUGGUGGAGGCAUUUAAGUUUGCCUAUGCCCAGCACACAACACUCGGGGACCCUGACAAGGCACCUAAUGUUACAGGGAUAGUCAACAGAAUCAUCAGCAAAGAAGAAGCGAAGAAGUUGCGUGGGAAAAUCGAUGACACGCAGGCAUUCACGUCACCUGACCACUAUGGACCGUUCUACACUCUCGGAGACGACAAGGGCGCAGGUCACGUGUCCGUCAUCGGACCUGAACUGGACAUGGUGUCCAUUUCCUCGAGUCUACACGACCUUUUUGGGUCAGGGGUCAUCACCUCUACAGGGGUCAUCCUGAAUGGUCACAUGGCCGACUUCUCCAUCCCGGGGCAGGCUUCUCAGACCGGGGCACCCAACCCUGAGAACUAUAUCGUGCCGGGGAAGCGCCCGCUGUCGUGGCUGAGUCCCACGAUCGUCGUCCCGAUCGCUAACCCGUGUGGGAAGCACCUGUCGCUGGGAGCCUCCAGCGGCACCACCACCCUGUCAGGCAUCGCGCAGGUCGUCCUGAACAUCCUGGCAUUUGGGAAGGAGCUGGAGAUCAGCGUGGAGGGACCCAGACUGCACAACCAGCUACAACCGGACGAGACCCGCGCUGAAGCUGGUUUCGAUGCAGCCAUUUUGACUCAGCUGGCCGCGUGGAAACAGAACGUGGUUCGGGACCAGGAGGGGCUGAACGUCGUGCAGACCGCGUACCGCGUGAAGGACGCCAUUACCGGACAGGCCGACACGCGGGAAAAGGGUAGCAAGGCAAGCGUCUUUUAACCAAUGUCAGCAUAGAAAAGAUCGUUAGUAUACAUUGUUCUAGUUCUGUGUUCACGUUGAAGUUCAUAGUGUAAUACGAGAACAAUGUUUGUUUGUUUGUUUGUUCGAGCAUUUGUUUAUGGAAAAACAGGAUAUGAAUGUCAAAAAUGUGGCAUUUUUAUGCUUGCGAUUUUUGUGCAACAUCAAUUUUCAGGGAAAGACUGAAAACAAGGAGCUGCCAGCAUAGAAAUCAAAGCAUAUGUGUAUUUUAGACAGGGAAGACAUUAGUGGGUAUACUUACUGCUGCAGUUGUGGUCACUCCUGCUAGGUGGCCUCAGUGUACCAUUCCAAAGUGGAGGAGAGA
Branchiostoma belcheri (Belcher's lancelet) is the source of this 1779-nucleotide messenger RNA. Its product is annotated as gamma-glutamyltranspeptidase 1-like. Bases 6 to 1436 code for a protein of 476 amino acids. The record is from RefSeq and is a predicted model, not a curated record. Gene Ontology annotation, biological process: glutathione catabolic process. The transcript has 11 exons. Lineage: Eukaryota; Metazoa; Chordata; Leptocardii; Amphioxiformes; Branchiostomatidae. Gene Ontology annotation, molecular function: glutathione gamma-glutamate hydrolase. Gene Ontology annotation, cellular component: plasma membrane.